Meira miltonrushii is the source of this 591-nucleotide messenger RNA. RefSeq lists its product as uncharacterized. Bases 1 to 591 code for a protein of 196 amino acids. Lineage: Eukaryota; Fungi; Basidiomycota; Exobasidiomycetes; Exobasidiales; Brachybasidiaceae. The record is from RefSeq and is a predicted model, not a curated record. The transcript has a single exon.
AUGAUCACAAUACCUCUGCAAGUGAUCAUUAAUGCAGGAUCACAAAAUGAUGGAAGCUCAAGUCCGACUAGCUCAAAGGAAAUCUUACGAUCUCUCAUGCAAGACGUCAAUGCAGCCAAAGAUUCCGCUUGUACCGUCAAAAAGAAAGCUGAAAAACGACCAAAAGGAUUCCUUCGAAAAGAUGUAAUGAUCGAAAGAAACAUAAAAUUUCUACUAAAACACAAUCAAAAUCUCUCCGUGGAAGAUGCAAAAGAGCAAGCAAUCCGUAGGUACGAAGCAUACAUUGAUACACAAAGAGAAAAAUCAAGAUUACGCUCUCAAGAACAUCGAAAAGUAAAAGAAUUUGUAAGACGUAUUGACCCAAAUCUUGCAAAGAUGGUUACACGAGAUCCACCAACGAAAAAGAUACACUUUAUUGCACGAAAGGAAGCGCAAAUUAAGCGAGAACAUGUUGGUAUUCAACACCCUGAUGCCUCGAAAAUGGCACAAAAAAUGUAUGACGAUUUAGUUGAAGACCGUAAAAGGAGGCAAAAUCGAUUUAAAGAAGCCAAAAAACAGAAGAAUAUACAAACUGGCAGAAAGAAGCAGUGA